Molecule: messenger RNA, 1705 nt
Organism: Chrysoperla carnea
Lineage: Eukaryota; Metazoa; Arthropoda; Insecta; Neuroptera; Chrysopidae
Gene: exu
Product: maternal protein exuperantia
Exons: 2
Coding region: 187-1479 (430 amino acids)
Biological process (GO): bicoid mRNA localization
Molecular function (GO): protein homodimerization activity; RNA binding
Source: RefSeq, a predicted model, not a curated record
UAUAGAAUUUAUAUAUUUAUUCAUAGUGUACAUUGGAUAUAUCCAUAGAUAUUCUAUUGAUAAAAGAAAACCGAUAACAAGAAUUAAUCAAUUAUUGAAAAUAUUCAUUUGUUAUUACAGCAGACAUUAAUUUUGUGAUUGUGUUCUGAUUUUCAAGAAUUAUUUAAUUAGUAAUAAUAAAAGAUAAUGGUUUCGACAUCAGAAAAUGGUGAAACUGUGGUGAACGGUGUAUCAAGUACUGAGAGUUCAGUUCCUCCAGGUAGAUACCGGUUAGUGGCAUGGGAUGUUGAUACAUCUGGUCGACGAUUGAUUGAUGAAAUAUGUCAAAUAGCAGCAUAUACACCAAGUUCAGAAUUUGCACAGUAUGUAAUGCCGUUUGUGGAUUUAAAUCCACAAGCACGACGUCGACAUAAUAUUCGCGUUGUAACCGUUGGUAAAUUUCGUAUGCUUAAAGAUUCUAAAACUAAUAAAGUAUUAAAAACCAAAUCAGAAAUGUAUGCUUUAACGGAUUUUAUAACUUGGUUAGAAGAAAUUCGAGGCGAUGCAACAGACGGUAUUAUUCUUAUUUUUCACGAACCACGAAAAGCAGCACCGCCAAUGUUAUUAGUUGCAUUACGUCGAUUUAAUUUGUUAGAACGCUUUAUGGAUGUUGUAAAGGGCUUUGCAAAUAGUUUUGAAGUAGCCGAAAAUAAAUGUGCCAAAACAGUAAAAUCAUUUUCAUUGAAAAUGUUAGCUCGCGUACUUUUAGAUCAAGAAGCGGAAUUAGAUAAUGCUGCUGAGAGAGCAAGACUGACAUAUAAAAUCGUUCAACAUUUGUCACAAGCUGAACGACAAGAUUUAGUUACAGAAGGCAGCGGUGACUGUACUGGAGCUACCAACAACAUGAUUGAAUUAAUACGGGAAUAUACACGUCCUGUAACCAACGAAAUCAAUGACUUAGCAACAUUAAAAAAAUUAUUAGAAUGCCAAAACACUUUGCGUCCAGUAUUUGGUGCAUUUUUAAAAUCAUCACGUGUGGAACGUCAAUUUGCUAGUCGAUUGCGACGUUUAUUAGCUGAAAAGAAUAUCGAUUACGAAAAAUUGGAAUCAACAUGGAAAUCGAAUGGUCGUGAUGGUUUAUCUGAAAUUUUAAAGAAUCGUAUUGAAUUUGCAAAUGAAAAAGAAAGCGAAGAUUUAUUAGAAAUGUUAGAAUGUCAUUUUGAUCCAGAAAAGAAACCAUUACAGCCAAAACCACGAGCUCCACGUUCAAAUCGUAAAACAUCCACUUCAAAAUCAACAAACAAAGAAAAUGAACAAACUACAAAAAAUACUGUUAAUGGUGAGGAUAAACAAGAAGAAACACCCGAAACACCCGAUACUACUAGCAAGGGUGAAUCAUCAUCUGAAACAACUGGUAAUGCUUACAGUGAUGUAGGCUCACCGAUCAGUAGUGAUAACACUCCACGAAGUCAAGGCGAAGAAACUGUUACUGCAAAAUAAUUGUUCUUCUGGAUAGAAGAAAGUGCCUUACUUACAUGCUUUUUUCUUUCCUCUUUCGAUCAUUUACAAUCAAAAAAAAUUGCAUUUUUCUUUUUUUUGAAUAAAAUGCAUUUAUAUUUAAUUUACUUGAUUCAUAGCAAAAGGUGCUAAUUAAUUUUUCGAUAUCUUUCGAGUAUGUGAUACUCUCUUUAGUCAGUUUUUUUUUUUUCGUUAAUUUUGUUGAACA